Sphaerodactylus townsendi is the source of this 3520-nucleotide messenger RNA. It is a transcript of the gene RAB3IL1, whose product is annotated as RAB3A interacting protein like 1. Gene Ontology annotation, molecular function: guanyl-nucleotide exchange factor activity. The transcript has 12 exons. The coding region runs from base 243 to 1520 and encodes 425 amino acids. Gene Ontology annotation, biological process: exocytosis. The record is from RefSeq and is a predicted model, not a curated record. Lineage: Eukaryota; Metazoa; Chordata; Lepidosauria; Squamata; Sphaerodactylidae. Gene Ontology annotation, cellular component: Golgi to plasma membrane transport vesicle.
GGCUUCCGAGAGGUCACGUGAUUCCCCCGGCUCUUUCCCCUCCAGCUGCGGAGGGGGGGAUGAGCAGCUGGCCGGGAGCCUUCCCAGAGACGGCCGCAGCGGAGCCGGGGAGGAAAGGAGCAGCGAGGUGGGCUGUCGCUUUCAAACCCUGCCUGUGGGAGACCGAUGGCUGAACCGUCCUCUCUUUAAGGGCUUGCCCGGGUCUCUCUGGGCUACAUCCUUGGAACCGCAGCGGAGCCAGUAUGUGGGGCCAGGCCCGGUUUGAGGAGGUCCAAAAGCAGCCGGUAGUGGGACAGUGGAAGCCACUUGCCUCAGUCAUUAGAGAACAGGAGCUGCAGCAUCCAGAGCCUCCUGCCAAGGACUGUGGCAGUGGUGAUGGCAACCAGUCCGUGGCUCAACUCAAUGUCUCCCGCUUGCGCAGUUCCUCUGUGGAGAUCCGUGAGAAGGGGUCAGAGUUCCUGAAAGAGGAGCUUCACAGAGCUCAGAAGGAGCUGAAGCUGAAAGAUGAAGAAUGUGAAAGGCUUUCCAAAGUGAGAGAACAGCUGGAGCAAGAACUGGAAGAGUUAACAGCAAGUUUGUUUGAGGAGGCACAUAAGAUGGUUCGGGAAGCAAAUACCAAACAGGCAGCAUCAGAGAAACAGCUGAGGGAGGCACGAGGGAAAAUUGACAUGCUGCAGGCAGAAGUGACAGCCUUGAAGACUCUGGUGAUAACAUCCACCCCUUCCUCUCCAAAUCGAGAGCUGCAUCCCCAGCUCCAAAGCCCCUCGAAAACAGCCUUCAGGAAAGGGCAUGGGCGCAACAAAAGCACCAGCAGUGCUGUUGUCACACCUACAAACCAGAGCUUACCCUCAGAACCAGUCGGUAGUGAGUUCAAAGAGUCUGGGGUGCCCACUCUCCUCUCCUUGCUUCUUUGUAUCGUCCCUGCGAAGGCUCUCCACAUCACCUAUGAGCCAGACUGGCAGUCCUUGGCAACAGACUCUUCCUUCUCUUCUCCCUCACGGCAGGUGGAUUCCAUCUUGUUUGCAGAAUUCCAGGCUUGGAAGGAAUCUCCAUCUUUGGAUAAAUCAUGUCCGUUUCUUGAGAGGAUAUAUCAGGAAGACGUGGGGCCUUGUCUGGACUUCACCAAACACGAGCUGUCAGGGUUGGUUCAGGCAGCUGUGGAGCAGAAUACACUCACCAUUGAACCAGCGGCUACCCAGGCUCUCCCUGUGGUGAAGGUGUCAGCCAUUGAGUGUGGUGGACCAAAUGGGUUCCGGUCCCAAAUUGUAACGAAGUGUGCUCUGAGUGGCCUCUCUCGGGCAUGCAGACAUCGCAUCAAAUUGGGGGACUCUGGGAAUUAUUACUACAUUUCUCCUUCCUGCAGGGCCAGGAUUACAGCAGUUUGCAACUUCUUCACCUACGUUCGCUAUAUCCAACAGGGACUGGUAAGACAGGAUGCGGAACUGAUGUACUGGGAAAUCAUGCGUCUUAGGAAAGAAAUGUCCCUUGCCAAGCUGGGGUUCUAUUCCAGUGAGAUGUAGCUUGGCACUGCCAAUCAUAAAGGGUAUUGCCAUGCAGACAGACAGACUGCUUGGUAGCAUCUCCAUUAGGAAUGGAAGCUGGCAGAUGCAACCAGAAGACCAAAGGAACACCCAUCUUCCCUGUGAAAUCAUUUGCUGCUUUCUGAGUACACCUUCAAAAUGCAGACUGGUCCAGCAACUCCUACAUCUUUAGCACAAUUACAUAAGCUUACCCAUGGAAUUAUUUUUCUGUGCAUUCUACAGCCAGCUUAUAUCUACUAUUCUUGAACUAUUUGCUUCAGUACUGUAAGAGCCAUACACUGAACUAGGUUCUUGUUGGUCCUGCACGUUGCUUGGAGUUGCAAAUGUGACAAGAAAAAAAUAAGAGAAAGAAAGAAGUUUGAGCUAUAAGGCCCAGCUUGUUGCUCCAGCUGGUUCUAGAGGUAGGGGUGAUCUCCAAAUGGUAGCACCACACAAUGACAUUGCUUGAUAGUCACCUAGUGCGUGUUCUUCCAGUAUUUUGCAGACCUCUGUCUUCUGAGAAGCCUGCAAGAUUCAGGCUGGAGAAGCAAAGUCACAAAGAAUGCUUUUGAUUUUGUUUAUAACUCAGGGUUUGUCUUUUUGGUUGUAUAACUGAUCCCAUACUUGACCCUGUAAAUGCAGGCAUGUACUCUUGGCCAAACUUCUGACUGGAGCCUCAGUCAUGAUGUAAGAAUGAGGAAGCUGCAUAACAAUUGGUGUCCCACAACUCUGGAAAGGUCACAGCCUGAGGCUGUGGAUGUUUUUUUCCACUGACCCAGUGGAGAGACUUGGCUGCCAUGCUGGUUCUCCAUGGAGCAGUUCCCAUUUACUAACAUCAUCAUGUGUUUCACUGAUUCCUUCACUGUACUUUGUUACCAUCUAAACAUCAGCUGGAGAUUCUCUUCUACUAUGUUACUGUGGAAUAUUGUGUAAGACACUUUGCUCAGAUUUCCCAUCAGAUGGCUGUAUUUUGUGCUCUAUUAAUGUUAAAGGUAAAAUGAAUUCAGAUCAUAACAAAUUGAGUUCAUCUUGACUUUCACUCUAGAAUUUUUGGGGAGAUUAUGUGUGUGUGGGCAUCAAUUCUGUUCUUCUUUAAGGAAUGUGAAUGUGAUACUGUUUAAUUUUAAUUUUAUAAACAGGAAAUAGACUUAAUUUUGAAUUUGAAAACCUCAGAGAAGAGGUGGAAGCCUUGUUAAAUGCUAGCGAAGUGGAAAGUCUCUCCUAGUUUUUGAUCAGGAUGCUAAACCACUUGAUUAGAGGGCACGUGAUUUUUAAGGGCAGCAUUGCUGGCAUCCUCUUCUCUCUGCAUCCUGAAGGCCUUCCCCCUUAUCUUCAGAUUCAUCAGGGUUGGUCAAUGGUUUAUUAAUUGGAGAAAAUACUCAGCACACGUUCAAAUGCACUCAUUUUCUCACAUUCCAUGGAUGAUCUCAGACAUUAGGAAUGAAGAUUCAAGGCUAAAUGCUGGCAUUGAUCAUGCCCAAGAAUAUUGCUGCACUGAUCUCCACAACUUUCAAUGAAAUGAAUGUUUGGUUGCCUGGAAUUAAAUCAUCUCAACUGCUAUAAUGUGUAGUUGCAUCAUCUCAGAUUCUGUUGGCCAUAAAGAUUCGGCUGGUAGUAAAGUGCUUUGAAUACAGCACUGCUGCCCCAUCACAUCUGCCUGGUUCCAUGUAACUUCUGGAACUCUCUGUUCUUCUCGCUGGUAGAUUAGCAUUGUAUGAGCUUCAGGAAGAAAUAAUUGUCCAUCUUUAGUACUAUAUUGGGACUGUGUGCAAUGGAGAAGGCUGCUUGGCUUUAUGGACAGAAAUGACUUUUGGGAUACGCUUUCCCUGGUACUGCAGGUAAGUGAAUACUCUGUUUUGGGGUCCCUAAUACACAGUGGUCCUGACAGUUGUACCAGGACUUGCUGUCAUCUUGAUAGUUUCUAGUAGCAUAUGCAUGCUAAGGAUUAUAGUACAAAUUAUGUAUGUAUUCAUUUACAAAAUAAAAGUUCUCCCCAAGGA